AUGAGGUCAAUAGCAACGCUCCUUUCGAUACUUGCCCUCUCUCAGCACAGCCUCAAUGGUGCGGUUGCCCAAACAGUAAGCAUUGCACCUUCGGGAAGUCCUAGCCUAUCGGAUGCCCCCUCGAGAAGCAGCGUUCCCUCCAGCAAUCCAAGUGGGUCAUCCUCCCCAUCCAGCAGUGAUGUUCCCUCGAUAGGCCCCUCAGUGUCGCCUUCCAUAGCACCAAGUGGGUCUACUGCUCCAUCAGCACUUUUAUCACAGGCUCCCUCCGGUCAACCCAGUGGUUCGGAUGCCCCAACGGGAUUGCCAACAAAAAGUCCAACUCAAGCUCCAGUUGCCUUUGUCAAAGAAAACGAUGUUUGUAUCGAUGCCAAAAUUGUCGCACCCAAUGGAAUACACCACAUGGUCGAUCUCACGGAUGCCACUCCGGACAAGGGUGCCAAUGGCGGUGCUUGCCGAGGAAUCACCAUCGGUGACACUCCCGGACUUUGGUUUGCUGUGGAAGGUACUGGUCAAACUUUGAGAGCUUCUACUUGUCACCCCGAAACUCAAGUCAAGGUCAAAAUUACCUUGUUUAGUACAUUGGACAGUUCCUGCAAUACCUUGUCGUGUGAGGGCGUCUCCUUGCAGCCCGAUUUUGAAUGCUCCAUGACCACUCUGAGCAGUCAGACUGAUACUGACAAAGCCUGGAGAUCUCCUUCCAGCAAGGUGGACUUUCCGACCAUCCCGGGCAUUAAAUAUUAUUUGUUGGUCCAACAAAAUUCCAUUGUCGAAACGGGCAAGGUGCAUCUGAGCAUUCGUCCCGUGACGGCACCCCAGCACGACAAUUGCGUGGAUGCUUUGGGACCACUACCACGAGAUGGAACCAUGGUGUCCCAAACCAGUUUGGAUGCUUCCAUCACCAGUGUGAUUGCCGGCUACUGCAAUUUGCAACCCAGUCGGUAUCCAGGAGUUUGGUACCAAUUUAUUGGGAAUGGAGGCAAGGUGGAAUUGAAUGCUUGUGCCUUUAACAACUUUGAUGGCUUUUACUUUUCAGUAUACGAAGGGGGUGACUGCGACGGAUUGACCUGUGUGGACGAUGUCGUGGAAGCCACCAUUGAGAACGAUGGCGAGUGUUUCUUCCGCACGUCGGCCCCUGACCAACCGGUCACGGGCGUCCAACGGGACAAGUUUCAAGCCGUGGUGUCCACCACAGAUGGUUCCAGAUAUUAUGUCUAUUUGCAUUUUGCCAAGACGGAACAAGAUACUGUCACUAGCGAGGACGUGCGAUUCUCCAUUUUGGAUGUGGACGGAAGCAGUACCAGUGCGUAUGGCACAAAUGCGAUCAAGUUUCGAGACUCGCAAUAUGGCAUGGGAUCCUAUGUUGCCGGGAAGGUGAACCAAAAGAACUUUUUUGAAGACAGCAGCAACAAGAAGACCACUGGCGGAGGUGGAGGUGGAUCAUCAGGUAUUGAUGAUGUGCUACAAAACCGAGUGGCUGCCGUUGCUUCCUUUGUUUCGUUUGCCUUGAUGUUCAUGUAA
This is a messenger RNA of Cylindrotheca closterium, 1518 nucleotides long. The record is from the annotation of a GenBank genome assembly. NCBI's taxonomy places the organism in Eukaryota, Bacillariophyta, Bacillariophyceae, Bacillariales, Bacillariaceae.